GCAGCUGAAGAAAAGCAGACCAAGAUGAUAUGUCUGCUGUUAGGAGCCGGUGCGUCGAUAAAUGCUAUUGAUAAUGAAGGCAACACAGCACUACACCGGACCAUACGGAAGGCCGGUAGUCCAGAGGUGGCAUCGUUGCUUCUCCAUAGGGGCGCGGAUCCAAACGCGACAAACAAGGCUGGCGAAACGGUCCUGCAUGUUGCUGCAGCGAGAACCAAGGGGGCUGCUUUGAUACAACUGCUCCUGGAGCAUCGCGCGAAGAUCGAAGCAAAAGAUAUUUCAGAGGCCACCCCGUUGCACGUUGCCAUCCAGAGCAGGUAUUACGAGAACGUCAAGAUCCUGCUUGCAAAUGGCGCAGAUCUUACAGAAAAGGACAAGAACGGUCGCGAUGCAGCAAAGCUGGCUCAUAGAGCGAGCCCGGAAAUUGACGACAUCAUAGGACGUACAAAGAAGCAACGGCAAAACAGUCGAGUCGCGUUAUCGACCAGUCGGAGAGGUUCCACCAUCUCUUCCAUUCCAACAGAGAGCGAAAGUGAUAACCUACCCCAAGCAAGGAACCACUCAAUAGCCACAACGUUUCGUCAACGAUUGUUUCAGAAGAAAGAGUUCCAUGGUCCGAAUGGAUGAUGUUAAUUCACGUUGGGGUGUGAGUCCGCUUUUUUGUAAUUUUGACAUUCGCUUAUACAAGCCGCCGGCUCUUCUGUGUAAAUUCAUGAAGCAGUUGAAUUGGUGUGAUUGUUCCAGUCAGUCGGCGUCGGCGUUUGGGGGAUCGCGGGUCUC
Messenger RNA from Aplosporella prunicola CBS 121167, 780 nucleotides. RefSeq lists its product as uncharacterized. The coding region runs from base 25 to 627 and encodes 200 amino acids. The transcript has a single exon. NCBI's taxonomy places the organism in Eukaryota, Fungi, Ascomycota, Dothideomycetes, Botryosphaeriales, Aplosporellaceae. Gene Ontology annotation, cellular component: nucleus; cytoplasm. The record is from RefSeq and is a predicted model, not a curated record. Gene Ontology annotation, molecular function: protein binding.